This is a messenger RNA of Rhipicephalus sanguineus (brown dog tick), 728 nucleotides long. RefSeq lists its product as uncharacterized. The record is from RefSeq and is a predicted model, not a curated record. The transcript is spliced from 2 exons. Lineage: Eukaryota; Metazoa; Arthropoda; Arachnida; Ixodida; Ixodidae. The coding region runs from base 27 to 632 and encodes 201 amino acids.
GCGGAAUCCAGCAAGCCGUGCCUCAAAUGGACCCUGACAACUUCUUGGCCAACAUUGUCAUGCUGAUGGCCCAGGAGCUCGUCGAUAGGGACGGAACGUGGCACCGGCGGACGUCACAGCAGCACAACGGGGACCUCAGUUAUGACGACAAGGUUUUAUUCGUGCCGACAAUGUACCUCGUCGGCGACAUGCUUCACGCCGAAGCCUCCGAUCCCGUGCUCGAUUACUCCACAGUGGGCGUAAGGGUACUGGCCGCGUGGGCAAAUAUCCUGGUAGAUCAGAGCCCGUCCCUCAGUUCCAAACUGGCAGCGCUGAAAGAAUGUGCGAAGGGCCGGAUAAACACCAUUGAGGAAUGGCCGGGUGGUAGAGGCCUUCCCGAAGGCAGCCUCCGCUGGAUGCUUCUCGUACGUUGGGCGCUCGACGUGGCGCUUAUCGCUGCCCGUCGGCGCCAUCCCGAAUACACGAGCAAGGUCGUGGACACCAUGUCUAGGGACCAACUCUUCUUCCGCCGCUUUUGCCAGACAACGUGCGGAGACGCCCGAGCGGCUGCGCUCUGCGACUACGGCACGCGAAAUUCGGUGCUGUUCGCCAACGCAUUUGGAUGCCAAGAAGCCUUGCCGCUCGCCUGUUAGUGAGCGACCACAUCGGACUUGGCGUUGUUUAGCGUAGCGGGGUGCACCGGUGGGAUGGAAGCGGGAGAAAGGCAGAUACGAUUACUGCGAAUAUUG